Messenger RNA from Schistocerca serialis cubense, 1584 nucleotides. Its product is annotated as glycine receptor subunit alpha-4-like. NCBI's taxonomy places the organism in Eukaryota, Metazoa, Arthropoda, Insecta, Orthoptera, Acrididae. The record is from RefSeq and is a predicted model, not a curated record. Gene Ontology annotation, biological process: regulation of membrane potential; nervous system process; chloride transmembrane transport. The transcript is spliced from 9 exons. Gene Ontology annotation, cellular component: synapse; neuron projection; membrane. Gene Ontology annotation, molecular function: chloride channel activity; transmembrane signaling receptor activity; neurotransmitter receptor activity. Bases 1 to 1584 code for a protein of 527 amino acids.
AUGUGCGCGCAAGGUGAAACAACGGAGGUGUCUGUUUCGCUGUUCAUCAAUCGAAUUUCGGCUGUUGAUGAGAACAAAGAGGAGAUCUCACUCGACGUGUUCCUGUACGUGCACUGGAGGGAUCCACGCGUGCACAUUCGCAAUGACACGGACGUGAACCAUGUGGAGCUGACCUGGAAACACCGAGAGCGGUUCUGGGUGCCCGAUCUGUACAUCCGCCAACUGCGGGAGAUGAAAGUGUUAUCGCUCUUCCAGGAGAUGACAUCUCUGCGUCUCUUCCGCAACCACACCAUGCGCAUCAGCAUCGGUGCUACGGUGAUCAUCAAGUGCGACAUGGAUUUCGUGCUCUACCCGCUGGAUGUGCAAAGAUGCGACGUCGACUUUAGUAGUUACAAAUACACGAUCGCGGACAUGAAUUUUAAGUGGGUGGGUGAGAAGGCCCUAAGUUUCCCAAGCGACUUCGGUGACGGUUACAGGCUUCCAAAGUAUGUUGUGUCCUUUUCUACGGAGGACUAUUCUCAAGGUGUCUAUUACGGCGAAGGCAACCACUCGACGGCCCGCAUGCACAUCACGAUGAGCCGCGAGCUGCGCAGCUACCUGCUCGAGACGUACUUGCCCAGCUCGCUGUUCGUCAUCAUGUCGUGGGGCAGCUUCGUCGUCAUCCCGGACAUGGUGCCCGGCCGCAUGGUGCUGCUCGUCACGACGCUCCUGUCCCUCGUCACCAUGUUCGACACCGUCAGGAACAACUCGCCGCCAGCGCUGGAGCUGAAGUGUAUCGAGGUGUGGCUGAUAUCGUGCACGCUGUUCGUCUUCUUCGCCCUCAUCGAGUACUUCGUGGUGCUGUUCGGCAUCCGCUACGACAAGCACUGGCGCCACAAGAAGCGCGACACCGAGCGAGCAGCGCCGCCGCCCCUCGGCACGCAGGGCCAGCAGAACAGCUCGGCGAUGCCCAGUCGCAACCAGCUGCAGGCUCCAGCACCGUCGGCGGCCGCCAGCAACCACAAUCACGUGUCUCCGGUCGCCCCCAUCCGGCACAUGUCGCAGCUUCCUCCACUGCUGCGCCGAGGGAUCGGCAAGCUGGCUGGCGCCAAGGAGGCUGGCACUGCAACUGGCGCAGGCGGGGGCGGCGGAGGCGGCGCUGCAGGAGCAGCAGGCACAGCUGCCGGAGGGGGCGGAGGAACCGUCGAUCCGGGAGGAGGGGAAGGCGGCGGUGGUGGCGGCGGUGGUGGUGGUGGUGGCGGUCGUCCCGGAGGAGUCGGCAGUUCGCGCAUCGAUAACCUCCGGCUCUUUGGCGGUACCAGCAAGGUGGCGCCACAGCAUCUCGACGUCGAUGCCUCUAAGGACAUCGUCCUCCCAUCUAGAACAGUUCUCAGGGAGAAUCACGUGCUGUCCAGCGAGCACUCUGAACUACGAGGACGGCUCAAAUUCCGUGCAGUGGCGGAAUAUGUAGUGCUGUACUGCGGCUCACAGCGUGGGAUGGUCGACCAGGUGUCUCUGGUGCUGUUCCCAGUGUGCUUCUUCCUCUUUACGACAGUGUACUGGAUCUCCUACGUAAGCGAAUCACGAAUGCGCAUGAAUGGCUGA